This is a messenger RNA of Cornus florida, 1401 nucleotides long. RefSeq lists its product as uncharacterized. Bases 1 to 1401 code for a protein of 466 amino acids. The transcript has 5 exons. Gene Ontology annotation, molecular function: oxidoreductase activity. NCBI's taxonomy places the organism in Eukaryota, Viridiplantae, Streptophyta, Magnoliopsida, Cornales, Cornaceae. The record is from RefSeq and is a predicted model, not a curated record.
AUGGACCUGAAAAAAUCAAUGGACGAUCAAUUCUCGAAUCGACAUCCAUGUUUGCCAGUGAACACAAGAAUUGGGAUAGUGGGAGGUGGUCCAAGUGGCUUAUCAGCUGCAUAUGCACUAACUAAGCUUGGUUACAAUAAUGUCACUGUGCUCGAGAAAUAUCACAGUGUUGGUGGCAUGUGUGAAUCAGUUGAAAUUGAAGGAAAGAUUUAUGAUCUUGGAGGUCAAGUUCUUGCAGCAAACAGUGCGCCGGUUAUAUUUCACUUGGCAAAAGAAACUGGCUCUGAACUAGUCGAAUUGGACUCCCACAAGCUUGCCCUCAUUGACAGUUCUACAGGAAAGUACCAGGACAUCCAAGUUGCAGAUGAUUAUAUAUCCAUGAUUUCUCUAACUUUAGAACUUCAGGAUAAGGCAAAGGAUUUAGGUCGAAUUGGGGUCCACUCUGUGAGUGAUUUUGCUUCAGAGUUAACUCCUAAAUUUCUUGAGGUUCAUGGACUCCAUUCUGUUCCAAAAUCUGUGGCCUAUGGAUACACUGCUUCUGGAUAUGGAUAUGUUCAAGACGUGCCUUAUGCUUACAUUCAUGAGUUCACACGAACUUCCAUGGCUGGAAAAAUUCGACGUUUUAAACAUGGGUACAUGAAUUUUUGGAAGAAGAUUAGUGAAGUUUUGCCAAUUGAUGUGCACUGCAACACCGAAGUAUUGUCAGUCAGACGCAGUCUAUCUGGUGCCAAUAUUCAUGUCAAAAAUGGCAGUGGAGAAUUUGAAGUUAUGGAAUUUGAUAAAAUCAUCAUUUCUGGGGCUUUUCCUUAUAAUAAUGGAAAAACUUACCGAUCACCGCAUUCCAAUUCAGCAGAAACUAGGAAAGAGAUGAUGGAUUUGAAUGAGCUUGAAAUGGAGUUGUUCAGUAAAGUACAAAUUGUUGAUUAUUACACCACUGUUUUGAAGAUUAAAGGGCUGGAACAUAUGCCGAUUGGUUUCUAUUACUUUGGGGAAUUCAUGGAUGAUCCUGCAACUAUAGGGAAUCCAGUUGCAAUGCAGAAAUUUCAUGACGAUACAGAUAUUUUCCUGUUUUGGUCUUACGGAAACUCUGCAGAUAUUAGGGGACCAAGAGUGACGAAGCUUGCAAUUGAUGCAGUUCAGAGAAUGGGGGGAGAAGUUGAAAAUGUAGUUUUACAACGGCGAUUUAAGUAUUUCCCUCAUGUCAGCAGCCAAGAUAUGAAGGAUGGCUUCUAUGACAAAGUAGAGACUGCACUACAAGGUCAGCAUAACACUUACUAUGUUGGGGGACUUAUGGCAUUUGAGCUCACAGAGAGAAAUUCAUCUUAUGCCAUGUCUCUUGUCUGCAAGCACUUCGCAAAUAAUGAUCCGUUGCCAAUGUUUCCAUAUGCUAAGGUAAUCUGA